AUGGCAUCCGAGGAGAAUACUAUCACCGUGUCAGACAAGGAAUACAAUGUCAAUAGUGAGUUAAACAGUCUCCCAGUGCCCUAUCCCACUAACAAUUCCCGCAACAAUGAACCAACUCGUGUAAAUGAACAACUGACAGACACUGAAACCCCUGGAAAUUCCAACAAUACCCCAAAAAGUGAUGCGAUAAAGACGCCCAGCGGGACGCCCACGGUUUUACCAUCAGCGUCACCGAGAAACAUUGUUUUAACCGAAACAUCAGUGUCAAGUGAUGAUGGAAAUGCGGAUGACACUGUUGUCAAUAACACAAUAAUCAGCAUGAUGGAAUCGUGUGAUGUCAGUAAGUGUUUGCAGACUGGUCUUUCAGAAUCAUGCGACAUGCCUGGAAGUGCCUGCAACGACGCGGAAAUGUCCCCCUGUCUUCCUCGAGAGGACACCUCCGCCACGAAAUCACCAGUGGAUCACCUCCCCGAGGUCUUCUCAACUUCUCAAAACGCUAACCCUAUAACAUUUGGCAUCGAUCCAGCCCUCGACGGCAAGAUAGUACCGGUUAAGUUGGACGAGUGCGGCAAUGUGUCGAGUAAAACGCCACAGUUGGGUGAGAGCCCACAAACAAGCAAUGACAUUAUAACGAGUCCACGAAGCCCAGAUUACCCACCCAGAGUGUCAACCGAUCGCCACAACACCUCCAAUCCCCCAUUUCCCCCAUCAAACGUUGAUGUUUCCAUGGACACAGCCAAGUACAACACAUCAGAGACGAUAAAACGAGAGCCAGAGGUCCAAGUUAAGCCAGACGAGGACGAAAAGACGAAGAUGAUAAAGCAGGAGCCCCCAGACAGACCUGAGGAGUUGGUUGUCCACCUGCCAACCUCCACCCUGACGAAGCCCCCCCAGGAGCUAUCGAGAAUCCACUCAUCAUCCUCAUCAACGACGUCAACCUCCUCCACAAUGACCACCGAAAAAGCCAGCAGAGACCACAGUGACAGACACCGUUGCUCUCGUUGCUACAAACGAAGCAAGAUAAAACGAGCGAGCAUAGGAGUCCAGUGCAGAAGAGACAAGAGCAGUAGCCACUCCCUGAAGGCCUCCCUGAAGGACCACAAAUUCCCAACUCCCCUGUCCGCAGCAGACGAGAACCUCCGGAUAAACCUGCAGACUAAAGCCAGCAAGACCCUCAACAAAUCCAUAAUCAAAUCCGAUCAACUCGAGGGCCUGAAGUACCGAAGGUUCAUCCACAUCGAGACCUACCCAAACGGUGGAGCAACUGUUGUCCACAUGUACCAGGACGAGAUUGACAUUCUCCCCAAAGAGGAGAUCGACGAGCUCGCCCAUGAGUUCUUCAAAGUAGUCUUCGGUGAGGACGAGAAUGGAAAUGCUUACAACGUCAUGGGAAUUGUUCACAAUGCAGCAGCCUAUCUGCCAGACCUGCUGGACCACAUGGCGAGUCAUUACCCAACUCUAACCGUGAAGAAUGGAGUCCUGGGGAGGAACAGUGACAUCGAGACAACGACGAUGCUGCAGUACAAAGAGCAAGUCUACAAGGCUUACAACAAUGGAACAGUCAGGUAUGGCCCUCUUCACCAGAUAAGCCUCGUUGGCACAGUUCACGAGGAGGUGGGGGGCUACUUUCCAGACCUCCUCCAGCGACUUGAGGAGGACCCAUUCCUGAAGCUGACGAUGCCCUGGGGGCCUUUGUCAGUGGUGCAGAUGGAGACCCCUCAGGAGUCCAACGACGGCCCAAUCCUGUGGAUACGACCUGGUGAACAGCUGGUGCCCACAGCAGACAUGAACAAGAGCCCCUGCAAACGUCGAAGAACGGGGAUAAACGAGCUGAGGAAUCUCCAGUACCUUCCACGUCUGUCAGAGGCUCGAGAGUACAUGUUUGAGGAUCGCACACGUGCCCAUGCAGACCACGUGGGCCACGGUCUCGACAGAAUGACGACAGCAGCUGUGGGGGUGCUGAAGGCCAUCCACGGCGGGCAGCCCUACGAGUACAACAGGAUAACCAAGGACGUUGUGGCGUUUUACGCUGGGGAUUUUCCGGAUCUCGUGGAGAAGCUCCAGCUGGAUCUCCACGAGCCACCGAUAUCCCAGUGUGUCCAGUGGAUCGAGGAUGCCAAGCUGAAUCAACUGAGGAGACAGGGCAUUCGUUAUGCCAAGGUCAAUCUCUACGACAAUGACAUUUACUUUUUGCCCAGGAAUAUUAUCCAUCAGUUUCGGACGAUAUCAGCUGUUUCGUCGGUGGCAUGGCACGUGAGGCUCAAGCAGUACUAUCCUGACCCAGUGGUGCAUGGCAGCAUCAGGCACAAUCGAUCGAUACCUGAGAAUACCAUAAAGUUCAAGGAAUUGAAGGACGAGCAGAAGGAGAAUGCUGACAGGCAGCACAUGGCUGAGAAGAAGGCCAAGGAGAGGGCUGCUGAGUAUCAGGGGAAUCUCAAGAAGUCCGAUCCUCAGCAUGCGAGGAAGAGGAGCAAGGAGGAGCACAAGAGCAGGGAGCAUGUCAGGGGGGAUAUCAAGAGGAAGGAGUCGAGGGAUGAGGGGGUGACGUUGAAGGAGAGCAAGAGGAGUGACGGGGAGAGGAGGCGAUCUGACAGUGGGAAGAAGCACGAUGACAAGCACAGAAAGUCUGAGAGACGCUCGUCGACAUCCAGUCGGUCGGAGAAGAAGAAACAUGGGGAGGAGAGGAGGCACAGCUCUGGGGCGAAGGAGGAGGAGAAGGGAGGAGGGGAUGCUGUGGGGGAGCCACUCCCUCAGGUCAUUCAGGAGCAGCAGGAGUGCCAGGUGCCUGAGCCUCCAGCAGAGCCUGCGGUUCCCAUGACACUUGAUAACGACCUGGUGGAGGUCAGACAAUCAGUGGGGAAGAUUUAUGCUACUGAGGUGGUGGAUAAGGCCCUCGAAAUAGCCAUUUAUAAAUCAAAAACAGAUGUCGAUGAGGUCUGCCAGUCACUCAGGCUGGGGGUCUCUGAAGCAUCGAAGGAAGUUGUCGAGAAAAUUGAGAGAGAGUGUCGGGAAUUGGCGGUUAAGCGCUUUGAGGACGACUCGAGUCGAUGUGAGAACUAUUUUAAGCUCCUGCAGAAUGAAACUGUGGUGGCUUUCAUGUCGGAGAUGGAGCUGGCUACUGAGAAUGCUGUUAAGGCCCUUGUGGAGAUGGCUGAGGAGGAGGCGAGAGAGCGAGGGAAGAUGGAGGUGCAGGAGGAUCCUUCGGGAAAGGCACUACCUCCCUUGCCCCUUCUCUCACCACCACCACUUCCUCCUCCACCGCCACCGACUACUCCACCACCUGAGCCGGAGUCACCAGAGUCAUCUCCAUGGACAGAAGGUCCCAAUUUCAUUUUCCCCAAGAGUGGGACAAGUCCUGAGGGGAAACAUCCUGUGGCAGAAGUCAAUAUUCAGGAAAAUGCUGCUGGAAAUCCAGAGGAAAAAUGCGAGAGGAAGAAGGAGGAGAGGAUAAUAUCGCCCUCGAGUUCCUCCAAGGACAGCAGGGAUAAGAAGGACUGGGAGGAGAGGCACAAGGAGAGGAGGGAUCGUGAUAGGAGAGAGAGAGAUCACAAGAGAUCGAAUCACAAGGAGAGCUCCUCGAAAUCCCAUCGUUCAUCGAGUAAAUCCACCUCUGGGUACUCGAGCAAGGGUGACAGGAGGUCAGACAAACACAAGGAGUCUUCGUCCAGGAGUCACAGCAAGGACAGGCCCAAGGGCUCCAGCUCAUCCUCCCAUCGACGCAGUGAUGAGGGCAAGUCACAUCACAGCAGAUCUUCCAGCAGGUCUUCCUCUGGACACAAGAGAAAAUUGUCAACCUCCACUGGGCAAGCACACAAGGACAACUCCAAGAGACCCUGCACUGACAGACUCGGUGAUGCCAGUGGUGCAACGUGAAUUGGUUCGAUUAAUUCGUUUUAUUUUACUGUGUAUGAAAUUAGUUCAGUCACUCGUUCACUUGAUUCAUCUUUCUUUUUUUUUACUUUGUGAGAAUUUUUUCGUUUAGCUAUUACUCAUAGUGCAUUGUAAAUAUUCUACAUGCGAGUCAUUGAUCAUUUUUUUUCUUCGGUUGGAGGUAGAAUCCAGUUAAAUUAUUUAGUUAUGAUUUAUUGUUAGGGAUUUGUAAGUGAGGUUUAGCAGAUUUUUCAAAUUAUUUCCCGGUUUUUUGGUUUCAUUAUCGUCUGAUUAUGCUUAUUCAAUUAUAUUUGUUGCUUGGACGAUUAAGGCUUUCCCAGUGAUUACAGUUGCAGUAUCAAAAUAACACGUUUGAGUGUAGGGAUGAAUGAUUAGGGACGAAGUGUGAAAAAGCUUUCUUUUCUAUUUUCGUAUAGAAGAGGAUGGGGUUGAGAUGAUUGUCCAGUGGAGGGAUUAUUUUUCAGUGCAUCGCGGGACCAAGACUACGUCCCUUUGGAAAUAUUUAUAUGAAAUAUAAUUUAUUAAUAUAUGGUUUUAAUUUAUGUCUUGGAUGACUCCAGGGACAAUUGUCUUGAUCCCACUUGCCGAUCAAUCGUAUUUUUCACGAAUUUUUGUGCUUCGAUAUGUUUUUCUUCUUUUAGUUUGAAAAUUGUGGGUAGGAAGAGCAGAUCAUCUGGUCUUUUGCAUUUUUUGACUGAUAAAAGUAUCAAAAAUUACGAUUAGACGGGGAGAGAUAAAUAUGUACAGUAGUUAACAACAGGAACAACAUAAUCUUCAGUGUCGAUGGUAAUUAUUCUUGUUGCACUGUACAUGAAUGAUCUAUGGACAACUCUCAAAGAUGAGUUUGUGGAUUCAUUGGUGAUGACUAUGAAUGAUUUUAUAGCUUGAAGUGAGGGCAGAACACAAGGUUAAAAGUUUAUGUAGAUAGUUUAUAUAAGAAAAAUGAGGGAAAUAAGAAAAAUUCUUGGGAGGAGAACAGAUUUGGACUAAUCUGGAAUAUUCUGAUACUGGUGAGAGGUUAUUGGAACAAAAAUGAUGUUUGGUCUGUACAUUUUGUAAAUAAUUCGAUUUUAUCAAAAGUAGAGCGAGAUAUUUGAAAAACUAUGUGGAAAAUCAAUGGAUAUCGGUUCAUAGAGAGAUGUGAAGUGCGUGACGUUUGUGUAUGCAGAGCAGUCUGGUAUUGUCAUCCUCGUUUCAUUUUUCUUCCUGUGGGGUCAGGGCGGGAGUGAUGAAACGGUUGAAGUCAAUAGAAUUUUUUCAAUUAUUUUGGUAUGAAGUGGUUCUAAGAGUAAAUGUCAAGACAUUUUUUUAGGGAUUUUGCCAGUUUCAGAAAAGGUGUCUUGAAAUUUUCUUCGAAAAUCACUCGAUGUCAAGGUAAAUUGCAGAAGAAUAUUUAUAAGUCACAAACGAAUUCAGUAAUUAGAUUCAGUCCGAACUCAUUACAAAUGGGAAAAACAAUCAUUACAAUUCAUUGCAAUUGGAAUGUAUUUUCCAUGAGAGACAGAAGAAUUUCAGUCCAUCAACAAUUCAAUAAGUUAUAUAUACAUUUAAUUUAUAUAAAUUUUUGAAAGAGUAAAAAAUGUUCAUUCAGUUGAUAGAGAGAUGUGAAAUGCGUGACGUUUGUGCAUGCAGAGCAGUCUGGUAUUGUCAUCCUCGUUUCAUUUUUCUUCCUGUGGGGUCAGGGCGGGAGUGAUGAAACGGUUGAAGUCAAUAGAAUUUUUUCAAUUAUUUUGGUAUGAAGUGGUUCUAAGAGUAAAUGUCAAGACAUUUUUUUAGGGAUUUUGCCAGUUUCAGAAAAGAUGUCUUGAAAUUUUCUUCGAAAAUCACUCGAUGUCCAGGUAAAUUGUAGAAGAAUAUUUAUAAGUCACAAACAAAUUCGGUAAUUGGAUUCAGUCCGGACUCAUUACAAAUGGGAAAAACAAUCAUUACAAUUCAUUGCAAUUGGAAUGUAUUUUCCAUGAGAGACAGAAGAAUUUCAGUCCAUCAACAAUUCAAUAAGUUAUAUAAAUUUAAUUUAUAUAAAUUCUUGAAAGAGUCAAAAAUGUUCACUCAGUUGAUAGAGAGAUGUGAAAUGCGUGACAUUUGUGCAUGCAGAGCAGUCUGGUAUUUUCAUCCUCGUUUCAUUUUUCUUCCUAUGGGGUCAUAGUGGAAGUGAUAGAAUGGUUGAAGUCAAUGGAAUUUCUUCAAUUAUUCCAGACAAGACAUAUUAUUUAUGUCGAGACAUUUUUUAGGAGUUUUGUCCGCUUCAAAAAAGGCGCCUUGGAAUUUUCUUCUAAAAUCACUCGAUGUCAAGAUCGAUGUAGAGGAAUAUUCAUAAGUCACAACUAAAUUCGGCAAUUGAAUUCAGUCCAGACUCAUUACAAAUGAGUAAAAUUAUUUCAUUGCAUGACAAAUGGGCAAUAUUAUUUCGUUGCAUCAACAAUUCAAUGGGUUAUUAAUUUUUUUAUUCAAGUAAAAAAUGUCCUUUCCGUUAAUAGAGAGUUGUGAGAUGUGUGACGUUUGGUAUUCUAACAGACUGGUAUUUUCAUCUUCGUUUCAUUUUUCUUCCUAUGCGGUCAGAGCGGAAAUGAUGAAAUGGUUGAAGUCAAUUUCUAAUUUCAAUUAUUUUGGUAUGAAGUGGGUCUAGGGAUCAAUGUCAUCAUCUUUUAUUAAGGAAUUUUGUCAGUUUCAAAAAAGGUGUCUUGCAAUUUUCAUCUAAAAUCACUCGAUGUCAAAGUAAAUGCAGAAGAUGUAGUAGAAGAAGACGAAUCGGAAACAAAUUUUCUCAUUUCGUGAAUGGAUUCAUGAGUAAGUGGUUUAACGAGAAAUAUGAAGACCUUUUUACAGAAAAUAUAGUAAUCUUUAAAAAAUGUCUUGAAUUUUUCAUCUCAACUUACUGCAGAAACAAUAAUUCUAUCGAGUAUUUCGUAAAUAUCUCUGGAUGGAGGAGAGUUAGAGGAAGAAUAUGUGACCUCUUCUACAGAAAUGUUUAUGAGCCGCAGAAAAAAUUGACAUUUUCCUCGAAACAGAGAGCAGACCAAAUUAAUAUUUUCAAGAAAUGUUGAUACUUCAAUGAAUUGUUGAUGAAAUGGCUGAAUUUUAUCCCAAAAAACGUACUAUUCUUCUGUGAAAUGUGUUCAGACAGAUUCUUACAACCUUUGACUUAAUCCGUUUAUUCCCUUUCCAACUGAUCCAAAAUCAAUUAAUUAUACCCACACAUUAAUAUUUAAUAACACGUUACAUUGCGUUAAAUCACUGACUCUUUGGAAAACAAAAAUACAAAAAAUGAGUAGUUAUGUACGGAGAUAUUGUAAGUAGUUUUACAUAUAAAAGAAUAUAUAAAUAUAUAUAUAAAUAUAUAUAUUAUAUCUGUCACACCAUGUAGAUGAUUCGCAUUCCAGCAUCUAGGUUUUUAAUGAAAAAAUUUAAAGAAAGAAAUACAUUAAUUUUAUCAAA
This is a messenger RNA of Diachasma alloeum, 7326 nucleotides long. RefSeq lists its product as uncharacterized. The transcript has 3 exons. NCBI's taxonomy places the organism in Eukaryota, Metazoa, Arthropoda, Insecta, Hymenoptera, Braconidae. The record is from RefSeq and is a predicted model, not a curated record. Gene Ontology annotation, cellular component: nucleus. Bases 1 to 3873 code for a protein of 1290 amino acids.